Messenger RNA from Phytophthora sojae, 2520 nucleotides. RefSeq lists its product as hypothetical. The transcript is spliced from 5 exons. Gene Ontology annotation, molecular function: ATP binding; ATP-dependent chromatin remodeler activity. Lineage: Eukaryota; Oomycota; Peronosporomycetes; Peronosporales; Peronosporaceae. The record is from RefSeq and is a predicted model, not a curated record. The annotation marks the transcript as partial.
GCGUGGAGCUGCUCGCGCUGCACGUUCGAGAAUGAGCCGCGCGUGCGGCAAUGCGCCAUGUGCAUGGGCGCUCGGCCGGCCGCGACGCCUGUAAAGGCUCCCGCGGCGUCUCCAGCGCCGGCCAGCCGCUCGGCCAGUAAGAGGGCCAAGACCAAGACGCCGCCCGCCAAGUCGCCGUCGCCAUCGCUGCUCUUCGGCGUCGGCAGCUCGGCGGAGAAGGAGCGGCAGCGCGUGCAGAAGAAGCUGCAGCAGCUCAAGGAGCUCGGCAUCGAGCUGCCCGACGCCGACAUGAUGGCGCUGCUGCAGCGCAACUGCUUCAGCGUGCCCGGGGCCGCCUCCGAGUACUUCGAGCGCCUGGCCCAGCAGGAGUCGACCGGCGGCGGCGCCCAGCAGGACGAGGGGGCUAAGCGGAGACUGGAGCAGGCGCUGCAGAGACUGGAGCGCGUGGACGCGCAGGACCAGAGCUUCCAGGUGCUGGGCAAGACCACCAUGCAGGCCUCGGUGAACCGCCAGGGCGUGGCGCUGCAGGUCGGGGACGAGCUGCUGCUGCAGGCCGAGAACGCCGGCAAGAAGCGGCUGCGACCCGGACUCUCCGCCGGCGCCUCGGCGUCUGGGGGCAUCGUGAGGAUCGCCACUCUGCAGCACUCGCAGAUCGGGCGACUGGAGCGGAACCUCGAGAUGCUGCUGCACCCGCUCAUGAAGAGCGGGCUCGUGAAGCUCGGGGCCGUGUGCGAGACGCCCCCAGUGUCGUCGCACAUGUUCGCGUCGUUCGAUGUGACGGCGUUCGUGUACGUUAGCGUCAAGGCGUUCGACAUGUUCAAGGAAGGCGACGCGAACUUCCACCUCUCCGACCAUCUCUACAACCUGCUGCAGAUGAUCAACGGGGCUGAGGCGCCGUCGUUGGAUGCGCUGGCUUCCCGUCCCUCUGCAGAGGCUGAAGAUCCGUCGGCCAAGGUGAACCCGGAAGACCUUGACACCCUCUUUUCGGAGUGUGUUGGCGCAAACGACCUCCACAACUCAGCGGAUGGAUCGGACACGGACCCAUCAGAGCACCUCCUGCAGUAUCUGAAUGCUAUCGAGCUACGGGAUCAUCAAAAGCAGGCGCUGCGAUGGAUGCUGUGGCGCGAGAACCAGCUUAAAAGCGGCGUCAGCGAGCAAGAGAGUAACGACCCGAUGUGGGAGGAACGCCACUUCCGGUCCAAGAUCUCGUACUAUGUAAACCCCUUCGAGAAAAGCGCCUCGCUGACUCGACCGGACCCUCCAGUUCCCUGUUUAGGCGGAAUUCUAGCAGACGACAUGGGAAUGGGCAAAACGAUGAUGAUGCUUUCACUCAUCGCAUAUCAAAAGCACACGCUCGUCGUUUGCCCGCUGAGUUUGCUUCACCAGUGGAAAAACGAGGCACAAGAGCGCUUCCUCCCUAACACGCUGAGCGUUCACGUGUACUAUGGCGACGAUCGCGACAACGACACUGGGCUUAGUGCGGCAUCUUUCAGCAAGAGCGACCUGCUACUCACCACGUACGGAGUGCUAUCGGCAGAGUUCGAGAAGAACGGGGUCCUCACGACAGCGGAGUGGAACCGCGUCAUUCUUGAUGAGGCGCACAGCAUCAAGAACAGGUCUACAGGCUACUUCAAGACGUGCUCUGCGAUGAAAGCCACCCACCGCUGGUGUCUAACCGGCACUCCUAUCCAGAACACACUCGACGACAUGUUCUCUCUUCUCUGCUUUCUCCAGUACCAGCCCUGGUCUCGAGUGGCGUGGUGGAAGAGGGUGAUCACGAAGCCGUAUGAAGAUGGUGACGAUGUAAACGCGCUCGGUCGGCUGAAGGUGAUUCUAACCCCAAUUCUGCUUCGGCGCACCAAGCACUCGCGGGACAAGCAGGGCAAAAUGAUCGUUCAGCUUCCCCCGAAGCACGUCGACCUGGUCAAGCUCGAGUUCUCCCCGGACGAGCGAGCGUUCUACCAAGCUGUAUACGACAAGAGCAGGGCCGAGUUCAACGGCUUCGUGGCCAGCGGCUCAGCAAUGACAAGCUACGUCGCUAUCUUCGCACUGUUGCUCCGACUUCGUCAAGCUUGCGACCACCCUCUGCUCGCGCUCGGGAAAGACGUCGAGCAAGCGAUGCAGUCCGACGACAAGAGUACGAGCGCGACUACCACAGCCGCCUCGGCCAGGUCAGCGUUCCAGCCGCAGCACAACGAGAGCUCUGAGGCCUACUACCAGCAAAUCGCCGCGCAGCUCCAAAAGGACAUGAAGGCCAGCAACCGCACGCAGCUUCUGGAGAACGGGAGCGACGCCACGGACACAGAGAGCAGCAGCUCGGCUGGAGGCUUGACGGCGUCGUACAUCCAGAGCGUGAUAGCGCAGGUUGAAGAUGGCCUGGAGUCGCAGGAGUGCCCGAUUUGCUUGGACCCGCCGCAGAACGCCGUGCUGACUCCGUGCGCCCACGUGCUGUGCGACCAGUGCCUGCGCGACAGUCUAGCGAACGACCCGGAGAACGGCUGCCCCGUGUGUCGAACCGUG